Molecule: messenger RNA, 1452 nt
Organism: Entamoeba invadens IP1
Lineage: Eukaryota; Evosea; Mastigamoebida; Endamoebidae
Product: alanine aminotransferase, putative
Exons: 1
Coding region: 1-1452 (483 amino acids)
Biological process (GO): biosynthetic process
Molecular function (GO): L-alanine:2-oxoglutarate transaminase activity; pyridoxal phosphate binding
Source: RefSeq, a predicted model, not a curated record
AUGCGUGCUUUCGACGAACAGAACAUCAACCCAAAUGUCUUAGCAACUCAAUAUGCUGUCCGAGGCCGUUUAGUUCUCGAAGCCAAUGAGAUCGACAAACAAAUCCAAGAAGCUUUAAAAGCCGGUAAGCCAAAUCCGUAUCCUUUCGACAAGGUCGUCUACUGUAAUAUCGGCAAUCCACAAUUUUGUAAUCAACCUCCUUUGACUUAUGUCAGACAAAUCAUUUCAAUGGUCGAAUUCCCACCGUUACUGGAUCACCCGGAGAUCUUCCCAAAAGACUUAAUCGACCACGCAAAAACACUAGUCAAAGCAACUGGAUGUGACGGAACAACGGGAGCUUAUUCUCAUUCAAUGGGCGUCAUGGGAUUUAGAAAGAGUGUGUGUGAAUUCAUUGGUGAUAGAGAUGGCGACAAACCAAGUCCAGAAGACAUCUUCAUUACUGAUGGGGCAAGCACGGGUAUCAAAUUGAUUAUGAACGUUCUUCUUUCACAUCAGAGACAUGGCAUCAUGAUUCCAAUUCCUCAGUACCCGCUCUAUUCAGCAACUAUCGCUACACUCGGUGGUACACUUGUCCCAUAUUACUUGGAUGAAAGUAAAAUGUGGGCGACUGAUAUGGAAUCUGUCAGAGAGAUGUACGACAAAUACACAAAACAAGGCACAAUCGUGAAAGGAUUUGUUGUGAUCAAUCCCGGCAAUCCAACAGGCCAAGUCCUCACCGUCGACAACAUGAAAGAGAUCAUCGAGUUCUGUUAUGAGAGAAAACUGUGUUUAAUGGCUGACGAGGUGUAUCAAGAGAACAUCUGGAGUGACGUUCCAUUCACUUCGUUCAGAAAGGUGUUACACACUAUGAGAGAUGAAGUUAGACAUGGUCUUGAGUUAAUUUCGUUCUUCAGUGUUUCGAAGGGGUAUUACGGAGAAUGUGGCAAGAGAGGGGGAUACUUCCAACUUGAGAACAUCAAUCAAUUUGCUCGUUCUCAGUUGUAUAAAAUGGUUUCCGUCAACUUGUGCUCCAAUGUUGUUGGACAGGAAGUUGUUGAAUUGAUUUGUAACCCACCUAAAGAAGGAGAUGAGUCAUUUCCACUCUACAAAAAAGAAAAGGAAGAGAUCCUUGGCUCUUUAAUGAGAAAGGCAAAGCUUCUUGCAAAUGCUUUGAAUGAAUGUGAAGGGAUUAGCUGCAACCCGGCUUGUGGCGCUCUUUAUCUCUUCCCAAAAAUCGAUUUACCUCAGAAAUUUGUCGACGAGUGUCUUGCUCAGAAGGAAAAACCAGACGAAAUCUAUUGCCUUAAUAUGCUCAAAAAGAUCGGUGUUUGCGUAGUACCAGGUUCCGGGUUCGAACAAAAAGAAGGAACGUAUCAUUACAGAAUGGCAUUUUUACCACCAGAGGACCAAGUACAAAAAGUUGCUGAUAGUAUGAAGAAGUUCCAUAAUGAGUUCAUGGAACAAUAUGAAUAA